AUGUCUCCUGCUGCCUCCCACUCAUACCGCCUGCUGCUGUCUUCAGCAGCAUCACCAACGCGAUCCUGCAGCAGCAGCAGCAGCAGCAGCAGCAGUAGCAGCAGCAGUAGUAGCAGCAGUAACAGCAGCAGCAGCGGCAGUGGCAGCAGCAGCAGCAGGAUCAGCAGCAGGAGCAAUAACAGCAGCAGUACCAGCAGCAGCAGUGCUAGCAGCAGCAGCAACAGCAACAGCAGCAGCAGCAGCAGCAGCAGCAGCAGCAGCAGCAUGAGGGUGUACCUGUCUGUUGUUUCUCGGCAGCUGCAGCAAAUACGUCAACAAGAACCGAAUACAGAGAGCCAGCAGCAGCAGCAGCAGCAGCAGCAGCAGCAGCAGCCGCUGCUGCAACAGCAGCAACAGCAGCAGCAGCAGCAGCAGCAGCAGGAGUACGUAUCUCCAUAUGCAAACAUUCCUUGGCAUGUGUCGCUGCAGCUGCUGCUGCUAGGUUUAUACCGCCGUCAUUUCUUCUAUCCUAAGCUGCGUCUCCCUGUCUUCAGUUUGCUGCUGCUGCUGCUGCUGCUGCUGCUGCAGCUGCAGCAGCUGCGCCUUGCUGCCAGGCUGACUGACCCAGACAGCUAUACUGCAGCAGCAGCAGACUGCAGCAGCAGCAGCAGCAGCAGCAGCAGUAGCAGCGGCAGGGUAGAAGCAGCAGCAGCAGCAGCAGCAACCUGUACCAGUAAGAGUGCAGCAGCAGCAGCAGCUGCAGCAGCAGAGCAUGCAGAAGCUCUAUUGAGAUUUCGGUCUUCGUUUGCUGCAGCACCAGAAGACUUGCUGCUACAACCUGCUGCUGCUGCUGCUGUCUUCGUUGAGCUGCAGUACGGUGCUGCUGCUGCUGCAGCACUCGCAGCAGCAGCAGCAGCAGCAAGUACCGCUGUUGCUCUCCUUGCACAGGGGUUGCAUCAGCAGCAGCAGCAACAGCAGCAGCAGCAGCAGCAAGAGCUGCUGGGGCCCCGGGGGGGCUUCUUGGCGCUAACAGUUGCUGCUGCAGCAUCCCGUGAGCGGCCCGCAGCAGCAGCAGCAGCAGCAGCAGCAAAAGCAGCAGCAACAGCAGCAGCAGCAGCAACGAGGAGAAGCCCGGCGCUGCUGCCUUAUGUUCCUGCUGCUGCUGCGUUGCUGCUGGCCCCCCCAGCAGCAGAUUUAGCAGCAAAGCUGCAGCGGCUGUGGUAUAGUAUGCAUGCACCAGCAGCAGCAGCAGCAACACCGCUGCAGCAGCUGCAGCAGCAGCAGCACCAACAGCAGCAGCAGCAGCAGGAGGAGCAGCAGCAGCAGCAACGGAUCUGGCAUCUGCUGCUGACUGAGGGGACUGCUGCUGCUGCUGCAGCAGCAAAGCAGCAGCACAGAGUUGCCGAUGCGAAGCAGCUGCAUGCGCUGUCUCUCUAUCACCAGGUACACCCUCAUGCUGCUGCUGCUGCUGCUGCUGCUGCUGCUGUUGCUGCUGCUGCUGCUGCUAGCACUGCUGCUGCUGGUACUGCUGCUGUUAUUGCUCCUGCUGAUGAUCCCGCUGCUGCUGCUGCCACUGCUGUUGCUGCUGCUGUUACUGCUGCUACCACUGCUGCUGCUUCUGCUGCUGCUGCUGCUGCUGCUGCUGCAGGAUCGCGUUGCAAACUAUAUACAACGUUCACGCUCACCCCGCUCCCUCCAGCAGCAGUAGCAGCAGCAGCAGCAGCAGAAGCAGCAGCAGAUGCAGCAGCAAAAGCAGCAGCAGCAGCAGAAGCAGCAGCAGCAGCAGCAGUAGACAGGAAUAAGCUAUAG
Molecule: messenger RNA, 1788 nt
Organism: Eimeria mitis
Lineage: Eukaryota; Apicomplexa; Conoidasida; Eucoccidiorida; Eimeriidae
Exons: 5
Coding region: 1-1788 (595 amino acids)
Source: RefSeq, a predicted model, not a curated record